GUCCUGUCCCAGGGUUGGAGUCUGUGCCACUUCUCUUUUGGAGAACAGAACUGGAUGUCCUGAUGAGUAACUCUGUGUCAUGCACUGGUGUCUCUCAGUAACUCCUUAGGACCCAUUCAGUUAUCACUGCCUUGGAUUUAAUAAUCCAUCAAGCUCACUGAUGGGACAUAGCAGGAAGAUAAUAUAUUAGAGUGUCUUGCAGAUCUUGAAAAUCCUCUGCAGAAUACACCAUUUAUCACCCAGGCCAGAUGCAAGGAAACCUGGGAAAGUUAAGAGGGAAGCAAAAAGCCAAGGUGUGCUUUUGGUGUUUGUGUGGAGAAUGGGGACAAAUUGGUUGUUGCUGUGCACCCUUAUGGGAGUCCUGUUUUUGGGCAUCCUCCCAAACGUGAAUGCUCAGGAUGCCCAAGAAUCAGCUGACCUUGUACUCUUAAUUGAUGGAUCAGAGAACAUUGGAGCUGCCAACUUCCCUAUCAUCCGUGAUUUGGCUCUCACAGUGAUCGAAGGGCUUGAUGUGGGCAGGGAUAUGAUCCGGGUAGCCCUGGUGCUGUAUGGUGCUGACCCAGUGGUACAAUUUGAUCUCAGUGACAAUUACAACAAAGGGGCCAUGCGGAAUAUUGUGCAAAAUCUUAAAUUCUCCGGUGGAUAUGAUUCUAAUCUUGGGGCAGCCUUGGAGUUGGUGAAUGAGAGGCUAUUGGGUCCAGAGGCAGGAGGAAGGGCAGAGGAGGGAGUGCCCCAGGCCUUGGUAAUUGUCAGUGCUGGGCAGUCCACUGAUGAUGUCAGUGAGGGUGAGAGGGCACUAAAGCAGGCCAACGUGUUUAUCUUUGGUGUUGCGAUGGGUGAUUCAGCUAGUGCCCAGCUGCAGGCUAUCGCAACCGACAGAAGCUUUGUUCUUUCGGCCCCCGAUGUCAGAACAGGGGCAACUUUGGGUGUUCAGCUACUUCCAUAUAUUAAUGGGGUGGCCCAACGCAACAUUGUGUUAGAGAUCACAGAAUUGCCUGUUUCAAAAAGAGACAUAAUAUUUCUCAUUGACAGCAGCAUGGGCCCCACAUUAGUCAAUGCAAUUCGUGAAUUCAUCAAAAAAUUUAUUGACACAAUGCCAAUUGGACCUGAUCAGGUACAAAUUGGAGUGACUAUGUUUUCCAACACACCAAGACUUGAAAUUGACCUGAACUCACACAGCUCAAAGGAAUCCCUAGUCUCUGCCCUUGCCCGAAUUAAACCUAAACAGUCAACUGAGGUCAACAUUGGUGCCGCUCUUGACUUUGUAAGAACCAACAUGCUUAUACCUGAGAAAGGAAGCCGCAUUCAAGAAAAUGUGCCCCAGCUUGUGUUGCUGAUCUCAAGCAAAAAGUCCAAAGACAGUGUCCAGGAACCAGCUGAGGCCCUGCAACAAAUGGGUGUCUUGACCAUGGCUGCUGGCUCUCGGGCUGCCGAAGAAGCAGAACUCCAGCAGAUUGCUUUUGCUAAAAACCUUGUCUUCAUGUUUAAGGACUUCCGUCAGUUACAGCGCAACCCCAAAGUGGUUGUAUCGCCACUAUCAACACUUUCAGGUUUUGUUGGGCCAACUGACACAGUAACAACGACAACCAUCACACAUGUCCAGCGAGUAAUUAGGGAUAUUGUCUUCUUGGUUGAUGGAUCCAGCUAUGUUGGAAAUGCUAAUUUGCCUGCUGUACGAGACUUCAUCUCCAGUAUUGUUAGCCAGCUGGAUGUUCGACCUGAAAGAGUGCGCAUUGGCCUAAUCCAGUUUUCUGAGGGACAAAGGACUGAGUUCUACUUGAAUUCUUAUACUAACAAGCAAGAAGUGCUUGAUAACAUCGCUCAGUUAAGAUUAAUUGGAGGAAAUGUAGUGAAUACUGGGGCAGCCCUUCGUUAUGCCUUAGCAAACCAUUUCCAGGAAUCGGUUGGUUCUCGUAGGAGACAAGGAAUCCAGCAGGUCCUGGUACUAAUCACUGGCGGUCCAUCUCAAGACGAAGUCAGAAGCAUUGCAGACCAAGUAGCAAUGGCCGGAGUCUUGACUUUUGCCGUUGGAGCUGGUCAGGUGGAUGAGAGUGAACUGAAGAAAGUUGCUUUUGUUGAACAUCUGGCAUACUAUGAAAACAGCUUUGCUGACUUGUCAAGGGUUGCUAAAACAAUUAUGACACCACUCGUCUCUGUGGUUGGAGACCCUGUUACUAUUCCUACAGUUACUGAUCGUGGUGAGAGGGAUGUUGCAUUUCUGAUAGAUGGCUCUGAUGCUGUUAGAGGAGAUUUCUCACACAUUCGUGACUUCAUAAUCAAAGUAAUUGAGCCCCUUGAUGUUGCUGAUGAUAAAGUAAGAAUUGCCGUUGUCCAACACAGUGAGAGACCAAGUCCUAAUUUCUUCCUAAAUACCUUCAAAACAAAAGAAGAAGUCUUGAGGGCUCUAAAGCAGAUGAGUCCAACUGGUGGCAGCAGUCUGAAUACUGGAGCUGCAUUAACAUACAUGAAAAACACAAUUUUAUCAUCAAAUUCUGGGGGCAGAGCAGCCCAAAACAUCCCCCAGUUUCUGAUUGUUUUGACUGGAGGAAAGUCAAGGGACAGUGUAAGGGAACCUGCUGGUGUGUUAAAGACUGAAGGAGUGCUACCUUUUGGUAUUGGGGUGAAAAAUGCAGAUUCCAAACAGAUUGCAGCUAUUUCUCACAAUCCAUCAUUUGCCUUCAACGUGAAAGAAUUCAGCGAUCUUAAAAUCAUCCAGCAAAAGCUUAAUAGCUAUGUUAGUCUGCCACAGACACAACUGGAGGUCCUUCUUGAGCAAGCAGAUGGAAAAAAGGAUGUAGUUUUUUUGAUCGAUGGCUCUGACAGAAAUAAGGAAAGUUUCUCAAGUAUGCAAAAUUUUAUCCUGCUCUUGGCAGAAACGUUAAAUUUGGAGCAGAACAGAGAUCGUAUUUCUGUGGUCCAGUACAGUGACAAAGCAACGGUUGAUUUCUUUUUGAACACACAUUUCUCAGGUCAAGAUGAAGUUAUUGACACUAUAAAACAGCUGCGCCACAAAGGUGGAGAACUACUUUUUACUGGGGCAGCUUUACAAUAUGUAAAGGAUAACGUCUUUUCGGUCCUCUCAGGCAGCAGACGUUUAGAGGGUGUUCCACAGAUUUUGGUUCUGCUGACUGCAGGGCGGUCUAGGGAUGAUGUUAGAGGCCCAGUUAAAGCCCUGAAAGAAAUUGGAGUUUUUCCAUUAAGUAUUGGUACCCCAGAUGCAGACACCCUUGAACUACAAACAAUAUCCUAUCAACCAAAUUACUUUUUUAUUGUUAACUUUGAUAACCUUUUCACAAUUAAAGAGGAUGUUUGGUCUUUAAUAAAAGAGGCAUCAAACAAACAAGUGGCAAUCAGCUUUCCUUUGGUUUUCGACUCUAUAAAAAGCGAUGUUGUAUUUCUUGUGGAUGGAUCUGACGAUGCUAAAAGUGGCUUUGAGGCAAUCCGUUCCUUUCUCCAAAAGAUUGUUGAAAAUCUCAAUGUAGAAGAAAGUGGUGACAGGGUUGCCCUGGUCCAGUACAGUCGAGAUGCUACUGCCAAUUUUUAUCUCAACUCAUAUUCAACCAAGAAUGAAGUGCAGAAUUCAAUACGAUCUGUUAAACACAAAGUUGGGAGGCCGCUAAACAGUGGUGCGGCCCUCCAAUUUAUUAAAGAUUAUAUAUUCACUCCAUCAUCUGGAGGCAGGCCUUUUGAGGGAACACAUCAGAUACUGUACAUAUUUUCUGGUGGACGAUCAAAUGAUGAUAUCAGAAGUGCUUCUCAGGCAUUAAGGGAAAGUAAAGUAAUAGUCUUUACCUUUGGAACAAGAAAUGCUGAUGCUUUGGAGUUACAGACAAUGUCCUCUAAACCAACAUAUGCCUUCUCCAUCCCUGACUUUAACUUCCUUGAAAGCAUCUAUGAAUUAGUUGCUUCUAUGAAUGGUGUUGAAGAAAAUUCAGUGAAGUUUACAAGAACUGAGGCAAAUCAGUUUAAAGAUUUGAAAAGAGAUAUUGCUUUUCUUGUGGAUGGCUCAGACAAUACUAGAAGAGGAUUUCAAGCAAUACGUGAUUUUUUGUACAAUAUUAUUGCAGAUCUCACUAUUGGAGUAAAUGAGAACAGAAUUGCAAUAAUUCAGUACAGCAACGUAGCAGUUGCCAAUUUUCAUCUAAAUUCAUUUCUGAGAAAGGAAGAUGUGUUAAAUGCUGUUAAAGGUCUUACACACAAAGGAGGAAGACCCCUUAAUACAGGCUCUGCUCUUUGGUAUGUUAAUAAUAAUAUAUUUGUUGCAACAUCUGGCAGUAGAAAGCAUGAAGGAGUUCCUCAAAUACUAAUACUCCUGUCUGGGGGGAAAUCAAAAGACAGUAUUGGUGAGCCAGUUACUGCUCUCAAACAUGCUGGAGUCUCAAUAAUUGGAAUAGGCACACAAAACUCAGAUGCUCAGGAGUUCAAAAGAAUUUCAUCUGAAAUAACAUCAUUCUUUGUAAAUGACUAUAAUCACCUACCAAAUAUCAAAGAGGAAGUAGUAGCAGAAGUGAAAAAGGAUUUGUCAAAAGGCAAAACGAAAACUGAAUCUUUGAUUGGCAAAAUACAUGAAAAGCAUGAUAUAACUUUUCUACUGGAUGGUUCAGAUGGCACAAGGAAUUAUUUCCCAGCAAUCCGUGAUUUCGUUCAAAGCACUGUGGAGAGAUUAAAUGUGUCAGAGGGUAGAGACCGUGUCUCUGUAGUCCAGUUCAGCAGAGAUCCAGAGGUGCAUUUCUAUCUCAACACAUAUACAACAAAGGAGAGCAUUCUCCACACCGUUAGAGGUCUGAGGCACAAAGGAGGGAGACCUCUCAACACAGGAACGGCUCUCCAAUAUGUAAGGGACAAUGUGAUCACUGCCUCUUCUGGAAGUAGACGUUUACAGGGUGUUCCUCAAGUAUUGAUUUUGUUGAGUGGAGGAAGGUCAUUUGAUAACGUUGAUGUGCCAGCCACUUCCCUGAAAGAGCUUGGGGUCUUGAUCUUUUCUGUGGGAUCAGUAGGCUCAGAUAGCAUUGAAUUGCAGAAGAUCUCAAAUGAUCCUAGUUCCACACUAUCAGUGACAGACUUUACUUACCUCCCCAAUGUACAAGAGCAGCUUCUCUCCAUCAUUAACACUGCACUUAUAGGAGCCACAAAUAUCUCUCCAACAACUAUAGUUGAGGCUCGUGUACCAAGGAGAGAUGUUGUUUUCCUUCUGGAUGGGUCAGAUGGCAAUAGAAAUGGGUUCCCGGCAAUGAUAGACUUUGUUCAACGAGUGGUGGAGAGGUUGAACGUAGGUGAGAACAAAGACCGUGUUUCUGUAGUCCAGUUCAGCAGAGAUGCCGAAAUCCAUUUCUAUCUUGAGACAUACACAACAAAGGGGGACAUCCUUGGCAAAGUCGGAGUUUUGAGGCACAAAGGAGGAAGGCCCCUAAACACAGGGGCAGCUCUACAGUAUGUCAGAGACAACGUAUUUACUGCCUCCUCGGGUAGCAGACGACUGGAGGGUGUACCACAGAUGCUGAUCCUGUUGAGUGCCGGAAGGUCAUUUGACAAUGUCGAUAUCCCAGCUUCGGCGCUGAGGGAUCUGGGAAUCUUGAUUUUUGGAAUAGGCUCAAGGGACUCUGAUAGCAAUGAACUGGAGAGAAUUUCGUUUGACCCCAGUUUUGCUCUGACUGUGUCAGAUUUCACUGAGCUCUCAAAUGUCCAAGAGCGACUUUUGACUUCUAUAGAGGCUUUGGCAGUUCCCAUCACUCCACCCUCCCCACCUUCUCAUGUUGAUUAUGAGCUUCCCAGAAAGGAUGUUGUCUUCCUGCUGGAUGGUUCAGAUGGGACUAGGAAUGGAUUCCCUGCCAUGCUUGACUUUGUACAAAGAGUAGUGGAAAAAUUAAACUUUGAGGACAGCAUGGACCAUGUUUCAGUGGUGCAAUACAGUACAAGUGCUGAGGUGCAUUUCUAUCUGAAUAGCUAUUCAACGAAAGAUGAAAUCCUCAAUGCCAUCAGCACUGUAAAGCACAAAGGCGGGAGACGUGUCAACACAGGGUCUGCUCUCCAAUAUGUGAGAGAAAAUAUCUUCACUGCUUCUGCUGGCAGUAGACAUCAACAGGGUGUGCCCAAUGUUCUCAUUCUGCUCAGGGGAUCCAGGUCAACAGAUAAUGUUGAUCAACCGGCCUCUGCCCUGAAAGAGAGCGGAGUCUUAAUUUUUGCUGUUGGCCCCAGGAAUUUGAGCAGUGAAAUUCAGAGAAUUGCCAAUGGUCCUUCCUAUGCUCAGACUGUUUCUGAGCUCUCUGACCUAGCCAGUGUCCAGCAACAAUUUUACACCUCUCUCAGCACUGCACUUCUGGACGUAAUUCCAUUGAUACCUACAGUGAUCGUAGACCUAAGAACUGACCGGCGAGAUGUCGUAUUCCUUCUGGAUGGUUCAGAUGGCACUAGGAAUCAUUUCACAUCAAUGCUUGAUUUCGUUCAAAGCAUGGUGGAGAGAUUAAAUGUAUCAGAGGGGGGAGACCAUGUCUCUGUAGUCCAAUUCAGCAGAGAUCCAGAGGUGCAUUUCUAUCUCAACACAUACACAACAAAGGAGAGCAUUCUCAACACCGUUAGAGGUCUGAGGCACAAAGGAGGGAGACCUCUCAACACAGGAACGGCUCUCCAGUAUGUAAGGGACAGCGUUUUCAGCAUCUCUUCUGGAAGUAGACGUUUACAGGGUGUUCCUCAGGUAUUGAUUUUGUUGAGUGGGGGAAGGUCAUUUGAUAACGUUGAUGUGCCAGCCACUUCCCUGAAAGAGCUUGGGGUCUUGAUCUUUUCUGUGGGAUCAGUAGGCUCAGAUAGCAUUGAAUUGCAGAAGAUCUCAAAUGACCCUAGUUCCACACUAUCAGUGACAGACUUUACUUACCUCCCCGAUGUACAAGAGCGGCUUCUCUCCAUCGUUAAUACUGCACUUAUAGGAGCCACAAAUAUCUCUCCAACAACUAUAGUUGAGGCUCGUGUACCAAGGAGAGAUGUUGUUUUCCUACUGGAUGGGUCAGAUGGCAAUAGAAAUGGGUUCCCGGCAAUGAUAGACUUUGUUCAACGAGUGGUGGAGAGGUUGAACGUAGGUGAGAACAAAGACCGCGUUUCUGUAGUCCAGUUCAGCAGAGAUGCCGAAAUCCAUUUCUAUCUUGAGACAUACACAACAAAGGAGGACAUCCUUGGCAAAGUCGGAGUUUUGAGGCACAAAGGAGGAAGGCCCCUAAACACAGGGGCAGCUCUACAGUAUGUCAGAGACAACGUAUUUACUGCCUCCUCGGGUAGCAGACGACUGGAGGGUGUACCACAGAUGCUGAUCCUGUUGAGUGCCGGAAGGUCAUUUGACAAUGUCGAUAUCCCAGCUUCGGCGCUGAGGGAUCUGGGAAUCUUGAUUUUUGGAAUAGGCUCAAGGGACUCUGAUAGCAAUGAACUGGAGAGAAUUUCGUUUGACCCCAGUUUUGCUCUGACUGUGUCAGAUUUCACUGAGCUCUCAAAUGUCCAAGAGCAACUUCUGACUUCUAUAGAGGCGGUGGCAGUUCCCAUCACUCCACCCUCCCCAACUUCUCAUGUUGAUUAUGAGCUUCCCAGAAAGGAUGUUGUCUUCCUGCUGGAUGGUUCAGAUGGGACUAGGAAUGGAUUCCCUGCCAUGCUUGACUUUGUACAAAGAGUAGUGGAAAAAUUAAACUUUGAGGACAGCAUGGACCAUGUUUCAGUGGUGCAAUACAGUACAAGUGCUGAGGUGCAUUUCUAUCUGAAUAGCUAUUCAACGAAAGAUGAAAUCCUCAAUGCCAUCAGCACUGUAAAGCACAAAGGCGGGAGACGUGUCAACACAGGGUCUGCUCUCCAAUAUGUGAGAGAAAAUAUCUUCACUGCCUCUGCUGGCAGUAGACAUCAACAGGGUGUGCCCAAUGUUCUCAUUCUGCUCAGGGGAUCCAGGUCAACAGAUAAUGUUGAUCAACCGGCCUCUGCCCUGAAAGAGAGCGGAGUCUUAAUUUUUGCUGUUGGCCCCAGGAAUUUGAGCAGUGAAAUUCAGAGAAUUGCCAAUGGUCCUUCCUAUGCUCAGACUGUUUCUGAGCUCUCUGACCUAGCCAGUGUCCAGCAACAAUUUUACACCUCUCUCAGCACUGCACUUCUGGACGUAAUUCCAUUGAUACCUACAGUGAUCGUUGACCAAAGAACUGACCGGCGAGAUGUCGUAUUCCUUCUGGAUGGUUCAGAUGGCACUAGGAAUCAUUUCACAUCAGUGCUUGAUUUCGUUCAAAGCAUGGUGGAGAGAUUAAAUGUGUCAGAGGGGGGAGACCAUGUCUCUGUAGUCCAAUUCAGCAGAGAUCCAGAGGUGCAUUUCUAUCUCAACACAUACACAACAAAGGAGAGCAUUCUCAACACCGUUAGAGGUCUGAGGCACAAAGGAGGGAGACCUCUCAACACAGGAACGGCUCUCCAGUAUGUAAGGGACAGCGUUUUCAGCAUCUCUUCUGGAAGUAGACGUUUACAGGGUGUUCCUCAGGUAUUGAUUUUGUUGAGUGGAGGAAGGUCAUUUGAUAACGUUGAUGUGCCAGCCACUUCCCUGAAAGAGCUUGGGGUCUUGAUCUUUUCUGUGGGAUCAGUAGGCUCAGAUAGCAUUGAAUUGCAGAAGAUCUCAAAUGACCCUAGUUCCACACUAUCAGUGACAGACUUUACUUACCUCCCCGAUGUACAAGAGCGGCUUCUCUCCAUCAUUAAUACUGCACUUAUAGGAGCCACAAGUAUCUCUCCAACAACUAUAGUUGAGGCUCGUGUACCAAGGAGAGAUGUUGUUUUCCUUCUGGAUGGGUCAGAUGGCAAUAGAAAUGGGUUCCCGGCAAUGAUAGACUUUGUUCAACGAGUGGUGGAGAGGUUGAACGUAGGUGAGAACAAAGACCGCGUUUCUGUAGUCCAGUUCAGCAGAGAUGCCGAAAUCCAUUUCUAUCUUGAGACAUACACAACAAAGGAGGACAUCCUUGGCAAAGUCGGAGUUUUGAGGCACAAAGGAGGAAGGCCCCUAAACACAGGGGCAGCUCUACAGUAUGUCAGAGACAACGUAUUUACUGCCUCCUCGGGUAGCAGACGACUGGAGGGUGUACCACAGAUGCUGAUCCUGUUGAGUGCCGGAAGGUCAUUUGACAAUGUCGAUAUCCCAGCUUCGGCGCUGAGGGAUCUGGGAAUCUUGAUUUUUGGAAUAGGCUCAAGGGACUCUGAUAGCAAUGAACUGGAGAGAAUUUCAUUUGACCCCAGUUUUGCUCUGACUGUGUCAGAUUUCACUGAGCUCUCAAAUGUCCAAGAGCAACUUCUGACUUCUAUAGAAGCUGUGGCAGUUCCCAUCACUCCAUCCUCCCCAACUUCUCAUGUUGAUUAUGAGCUUCCCAGAAAGGAUGUUGUCUUCCUGCUGGAUGGUUCAGAUGGGACUAGGAAUGGAUUCCCUGCCAUGCUUGACUUUGUACAAAGAGUAGUGGAAAAAUUAAACUUUGAGGACAGCAUGGACCAUGUUUCAGUGGUGCAAUACAGUACAAGUGCUGAGGUGCAUUUCUAUCUGAAUAGCUAUUCAACGAAAGAUGAAAUCCUCAAUGCCAUCAGCACUGUAAAGCACAAAGGCGGGAGACGUGUCAACACAGGGUCUGCUCUCCAAUAUGUGAGAGAAAAUAUCUUCACUGCCUCUGCUGGCAGUAGACAUCAACAGGGUGUGCCCAAUGUUCUCAUUCUGCUCAGGGGAUCCAGGUCAACAGAUAAUGUUGAUCAACCGGCCUCUGCCCUGAAAGAGAGCGGAGUCUUAAUUUUUGCUGUUGGCCCCAGGAAUUUGAGCAGUGAAAUUCAGAGAAUUGCCAAUGGUCCUACCUAUGCUCAGACUGUUUCUGAGCUCUCUGACCUAGCCAGUGUCCAGCAACAAUUUUACACCUCUCUCAGCACUGCACUUCUGGACGUAAUUCCACUGAGACCUACAGUGAUCGUUGACCAAAGAACUGACCGGCGAGAUGUCGUAUUCCUUCUGGAUGGUUCAGAUGGCACUAGGAAUCAUUUCACAUCAGUGCUUGAUUUCGUUCAAAGCAUGGUGGAGAGAUUAAAUGUGUCAGAGGGGGGAGACCAUGUCUCUGUAGUCCAAUUCAGCAGAGAUCCAGAGGUGCAUUUCUAUCUCAACACAUACACAACAAAGGAGAGCAUUCUCAACACCGUUAGAGGUCUGAGGCACAAAGGAGGGAGACCUCUCAACACAGGAACGGCUCUCCAGUAUGUAAGGGACAGCGUUUUCAGCAUCUCUUCUGGAAGUAGACGUUUACAGGGUGUUCCUCAGGUAUUGAUUUUGUUGAGUGGAGGAAGGUCAUUUGAUAACGUUGAUGUGCCAGCCACUUCCCUGAAAGAGCUUGGGGUCUUGAUCUUUUCUGUGGGAUCAGUAGGCUCAGAUAGCAUUGAAUUGCAGAAGAUCUCAAAUGACCCUAGUUCCACACUAUCAGUGACAGACUUUACUUACCUCCCCGAUGUACAAGAGCGGCUUCUCUCCAUCAUUAAUACUGCACUUAUAGGAGCCACAAGUAUCUCUCCAACAACUAUAGUUGAGGCUCGUGUACCAAGGAGAGAUGUUGUUUUCCUUCUGGAUGGGUCAGAUGGCAAUAGAAAUGGGUUCACGGCAAUGAUAGACUUUGUUCAACGAGUGGUGGAGAGGUUGAACGUAGGUGAGAACAAAGACCGCGUUUCUGUAGUCCAGUUCAGCAGAGAUGCCGAAAUCCAUUUCUAUCUUGAGACAUACACAACAAAGGAGGACAUCCUUGGCAAAGUCGGAGUUUUGAGGCACAAAGGAGGAAGGCCCCUAAACACAGGGGCAGCUCUACAGUAUGUCAGAGACAACGUAUUUACUGCCUCCUCGGGUAGCAGACGACUGGAGGGUGUACCACAGAUGCUGAUCCUGUUGAGUGCCGGAAGGUCAUUUGACAAUGUCGAUAUCCCAGCUUCGGCGCUGAGGGAUCUGGGAAUCUUGAUUUUUGGAAUAGGCUCAAGGGACUCUGAUAGCAAUGAACUGGAGAGAAUUUCGUUUGACCCCAGUCUUGCUCUGACUGUGUCAGAUUUCACUGAGCUCUCAAAUGUCCAAGAGCAACUUUUGACUUCUAUAGAGGCGGUGGCAGUUCCCAUCACUCCACCCUCCCCACCUUCUCAUGUUGAUUAUGAGCUUCCCAGAAAGGAUGUUGUCUUCCUGCUGGAUGGUUCAGAUGGGACUAGGAAUGGAUUCCCUGCCAUGCUUGACUUUGUACAAAGAGUAGUGGAAAAAUUAAACUUUGAGGACAGCAUGGACCAUGUUUCAGUGGUGCAAUACAGUACAAGUGCUGAGGUGCAUUUCUAUCUGAAUAGCUAUUCAACGAAAGAUGAAAUCCUCAAUGCCAUCAGCACUGUAAAGCACAAAGGCGGGAGACGUGUCAACACAGGGUCUGCUCUCCAAUAUGUGAGAGAAAAUAUCUUCACUGCCUCUGCUGGCAGUAGACAUCAACAGGGUGUGCCCAAUGUUCUCAUUCUGCUCAGGGGAUCCAGGUCAACAGAUAAUGUUGAUCAACCGGCCUCUGCCCUGAAAGAGAGCGGAGUCUUAAUUUUUGCUGUUGGCCCCAGGAAUUUGAGCAGUGAAAUUCAGAGAAUUGCCAAUGGUCCUUCCUAUGCUCAGACUGUUUCUGAGCUCUCUGACCUAGCCAGUGUCCAGCAACAAUUUUACACCUCUCUCAGCACUGCACUUCUGGACGUAAUUCCAUUGAUACCUACAGUGAUCGUUGACCAAAGAACUGACCGGCGAGAUGUCGUACUCCUUCUGGAUGGUUCAGAUGGCACUAGGAAUCAUUUCACAUCAGUGCUUGAUUUCGUUCAAAGCAUGGUGGAGAGAUUAAAUGUGUCAGAGGGGGGAGACCAUGUCUCUGUAGUCCAAUUCAGCAGAGAUCCAGAGGUGCAUUUCUAUCUCAACACAUACACAACAAAGGAGAGCAUUCUCAACACCGUUAGAGGUCUGAGGCACAAAGGAGGGAGACCUCUCAACACAGGAACGGCUCUCCAGUAUGUAAGGGACAGCGUUUUCAGCAUCUCUUCUGGAAGUAGACGUUUACAGGGUGUUCCUCAGGUACUGAUUUUGUUGAGUGGAGGAAGGUCAUUUGAUAACGUUGAUGUGCCAGCCACUUCCCUGAAAGAGCUUGGGGUCUUGAUCUUUUCUGUGGGAUCAGUAGGCUCAGAUAGCAUUGAAUUGCAGAAGAUCUCAAAUGACCCUAGUUCCACACUAUCAGUGACAGACUUUACUUACCUCCCCGAUGUACAAGAGCGGCUUCUCUCCAUCAUUAAUACUGCACUUAUAGGAGCCACAAGUAUCUCUCCAACAACUAUAGUUGAGGCUCGUGUACCAAGGAGAGAUGUUGUUUUCCUUCUGGAUGGGUCAGAUGGCAAUAGAAAUGGGUUCCCGGCAAUGAUAGACUUUGUUCAACGAGUGGUGGAGAGGUUGAACGUAGGUGAGAACAAAGACCGCGUUUCUGUAGUCCAGUUCAGCAGAGAUGCCGAAAUCCAUUUCUAUCUUGAGACAUACACAACAAAGGAGGACAUCCUUGGCAAAGUCGGAGUUUUGAGGCACAAAGGAGGAAGGCCCCUAAACACAGGGGCAGCUCUACAGUAUGUCAGAGACAACGUAUUUACUGCCUCCUCGGGUAGCAGACGACUGGAGGGUGUACCACAGAUGCUGAUCCUGUUGAGUGCCGGAAGGUCAUUUGACAAUGUCGAUAUCCCAGCUUCGGCGCUGAGGGAUCUGGGAAUCUUGAUUUUUGGAAUAGGCUCAAGGGACUCUGAUAGCAAUGAACUGGAGAGAAUUUCAUUUGACCCCAGUUUUGCUCUGACUGUGUCAGAUUUCACUGAGCUCUCAAAUGUCCAAGAGCAACUUCUGACUUCUAUAGAAGCUGUGGCAGUUCCCAUCACUCCAUCCUCCCCAACUUCUCAUGUUGAUUAUGAGCUUCCCAGAAAGGAUGUUGUCUUCCUGCUGGAUGGUUCAGAUGGGACUAGGAAUGGAUUCCCUGCCAUGCUUGACUUUGUACAAAGAGUAGUGGAAAAAUUAAACUUUGAGGACAGCAUGGACCAUGUUUCAGUGGUGCAAUACAGUACAAGUGCUGAGGUGCAUUUCUAUCUGAAUAGCUAUUCAACGAAAGAUGAAAUCCUCAAUGCCAUCAGCACUGUAAAGCACAAAGGCGGGAGACGUGUCAACACAGGGUCUGCUCUCCAAUAUGUGAGAGAAAAUAUCUUCACUGCCUCUGCUGGCAGUAGACAUCAACAGGGUGUGCCCAAUGUUCUCAUUCUGCUCAGGGGAUCCAGGUCAACAGAUAAUGUUGAUCAACCGGCCUCUGCCCUGAAAGAGAGCGGAGUCUUAAUUUUUGCUGUUGGCCCCAGGAAUUUGAGCAGUGAAAUUCAGAGAAUUGCCAAUGGUCCUACCUAUGCUCAGACUGUUUCUGAGCUCUCUGACCUAGCCAGUGUCCAACAACAAUUUUACACCUCUCUCAGCACUGCACUUCUGGACGUAAUUCCACUGAGACCUACAGUGAUCGUUGACCAAAGAACUGACCGGCGAGAUGUCGUAUUCCUUCUGGAUGGUUCAGAUGGCACUAGGAAUCAUUUCACAUCAAUGCUUGAUUUCGUUCAAAGCAUGGUGGAGAGAUUAAAUGUGUCAGAGGGGGGAGACCAUGUGUCUGUAGUCCAAUUCAGCAGAGAUCCAGAGGUGCAUUUCUAUCUCAACACAUACACAACAAAGGAGAGCAUUCUCAACACCGUUAGAGGUCUGAGGCACAAAGGAGGGAGACCUCUCAACUCAGGAACGGCUCUCCAGUAUGUAAGGGACAGCGUUUUCAGCAUCUCUUCUGGAAGUAGACGUUUACAGGGUGUUCCUCAGGUAUUGAUUUUGUUGAGUGGAGGAAGGUCAUUUGAUAACGUUGAUGUGCCAGCCACUUCCCUGAAAGAGCUUGGGGUCUUGAUCUUUUCUGUGGGAUCAGUAGGCUCAGAUAGCAUUGAAUUGCAGAAGAUCUCAAAUGACCCUAGUUCCACACUAUCAGUGAAAGACUUUACUUACCUCCCCGAUAUACAAGAGCGGCUUCUCUCCAUCAUUAAUACUGCACUUAUAGGAGCCACAAGUAUCUCUCCAACAACUAUAGUUGAGGCUCGUGUACCAAGGAGAGAUGUUGUUUUCCUUCUGGAUGGGUCAGAUGGCAAUAGAAAUGGGUUCCCGGCAAUGAUAGACUUUGUUCAACGAGUGGUGGAGAGGUUGAACGUAGGUGAGAACAAAGACCGCGUUUCUGUAGUCCAGUUCAGCAGAGAUGCCGAAAUCCAUUUCUAUCUUGAGACAUACACAACAAAGGAGGACAUCCUUGGCAAAGUCGGAGUUUUGAGGCACAAAGGAGGAAGGCCCCUAAACACAGGGGCAGCUCUACAGUAUGUCAGAGACAACGUAUUUACUGCCUCCUCGGGUAGCAGACGACUGGAGGGUGUACCACAGAUGCUGAUCCUGUUGAGUGCCGGAAGGUCAUUUGACAAUGUCGAUAUCCCAGCUUCGGCGCUGAGGGAUCUGGGAAUCUUGAUUUUUGGAAUAGGCUCAAGGGACUCUGAUAGCAAUGAACUGGAGAGAAUUUCGUUUGACCCCAGUUUUGCUCUGACUGUGUCAGAUUUCACUGAGCUCUCAAAUGUCCAAGAGCAACUUCUGACUUCUAUAGAAGCUGUGGCAGUUCCCAUCACUCCAUCCUCCCCAACUUCUCAUGUUGAUUAUGAGCUUCCCAGAAAGGAUGUUGUCUUCCUGCUGGAUGGUUCAGAUGGGACUAGGAAUGGAUUCCCUGCCAUGCUUGACUUUGUACAAAGAGUAGUGGAAAAAUUAAACUUUGAGGACAGCAUGGACCAUGUUUCAGUGGUGCAAUACAGUACAAGUGCUGAGGUGCAUUUCUAUCUGAAUAGCUAUUCAACGAAAGAUGAAAUCCUCAAUGCCAUCAGCACUGUAAAGCACAAAGGCGGGAGACGUGUCAACACAGGGUCUGCUCUCCAAUAUGUGAGAGAAAAUAUCUUCACUGCCUCUGCUGGCAGUAGACAUCAACAGGGUGUGCCCAAUGUUCUCAUUCUGCUCAGGGGAUCCAGGUCAACAGAUAAUGUUGAUCAACCGGCCUCUGCCCUGAAAGAGAGCGGAGUCUUAAUUUUUGCUGUUGGCCCCAGGAAUUUGAGCAGUGAAAUUCAGAGAAUUGCCAAUGGUCCUUCCUAUGCUCAGACUGUUUCUGAGCUCUCUGACCUAGCCAGUGUCCAGCAACAAUUUUACACCUCUCUCAGCACUGCACUUCUGGACGUAAUUCCAUUGAUACCUACAGUGAUCGUUGACCAAAGAACUGACCGGCGAGAUGUCGUAUUCCUUCUGGAUGGUUCAGAUGGCACUAGGAAUCAUUUCACAUCAAUGCUUGAUUUCGUUCAAAGCAUGGUGGAGAGAUUAAAUGUGUCAGAGGGGGGAGACCAUGUGUCUGUAGUCCAAUUCAGCAGAGAUCCAGAGGUGCAUUUCUAUCUCAACACAUACACAACAAAGGAGAGCAUUCUCAACACCGUUAGAGGUCUGAGGCACAAAGGAGGGAGACCUCUCAACUCAGGAACGGCUCUCCAGUAUGUAAGGGACAGCGUUUUCAGCAUCUCUUCUGGAAGUAGACGUUUACAGGGUGUUCCUCAGGUAUUGAUUUUGUUGAGUGGAGGAAGGUCAUUUGAUAACGUUGAUGUGCCAGCCACUUCCCUGAAAGAGCUUGGGGUCUUGAUCUUUUCUGUGGGAUCAGUAGGCUCAGAUAGCAUUGAAUUGCAGAAGAUCUCAAAUGACCCUAGUUCCACACUAUCAGUGAAAGACUUUACUUACCUCCCCGAUAUACAAGAGCGGCUUCUCUCCAUCAUUAAUACUGCACUUAUAGGAGCCACAAGUAUCUCUCCAACAACUAUAGUUGAGGCUCGUGUACCAAGGAGAGAUGUUGUUUUCCUUCUGGAUGGGUCAGAUGGCAAUAGAAAUGGGUUCCCGGCAAUGAUAGACUUUGUUCAACGAGUGGUGGAGAGGUUGAACGUAGGUGAGAACAAAGACCGCGUUUCUGUAGUCCAGUUCAGCAGAGAUGCCGAAAUCCAUUUCUAUCUUGAGACAUACACAACAAAGGAGGACAUCCUUGGCAAAGUCGGAGUUUUGAGGCACAAAGGAGGAAGGCCCCUAAACACAGGGGCAGCUCUACAGUAUGUCAGAGACAACGUAUUUACUGCCUCCUCGGGUAGCAGACGACUGGAGGGUGUACCACAGAUGCUGAUCCUGUUGAGUGCCGGAAGGUCAUUUGACAAUGUCGAUAUCCCAGCUUCGGCGCUGAGGGAUCUGGGAAUCUUGAUUUUUGGAAUAGGCUCAAGGGACUCUGAUAGCAAUGAACUGGAGAGAAUUUCGUUUGACCCCAGUUUUGCUCUGACUGUGUCAGAUUUCACUGAGCUCUCAAAUGUCCAAGAGCAACUUCUGACUUCUAUAGAAGCUGUGGCAGUUCCCAUCACUCCAUCCUCCCCAACUUCUCAUGUUGAUUAUGAGCUUCCCAGAAAGGAUGUUGUCUUCCUGCUGGAUGGUUCAGAUGGGACUAGGAAUGGAUUCCCUGCCAUGCUUGACUUUGUACAAAGAGUAGUGGAAAAAUUAAACUUUGAGGACAGCAUGGACCAUGUUUCAGUGGUGCAAUACAGUACAAGUGCUGAGGUGCAUUUCUAUCUGAAUAGCUAUUCAACGAAAGAUGAAAUCCUCAAUGCCAUCAGCACUGUAAAGCACAAAGGCGGGAGACGUGUCAACACAGGGUCUGCUCUCCAAUUUGUGAGAGAAAAUAUCUUCACUGCCUCUGCUGGCAGUAGACAUCAACAGGGUGUGCCCAAUGUUCUCAUUCUGCUCAGGGGAUCCAGGUCAACAGAUAAUGUUGAUCAACCGGCCUCUGCCCUGAAAGAGAGCGGAGUCUUAAUUUUUGCUGUUGGCCCCAGGAAUUUGAACAGUGAAAUUCAAAGAACUGCCAAUGGUCCUUCCUAUGCUCAGACUGUUUCUGAGCUCUCUGACCUAGCCAGUGUCCAGCAACAAUUUUACACCUCUCUCAGCACUGCACUUCUGGACGUAAUUCCAUUGAUACCUACAGUGAUCGAGUCUCAGGGUCCCAAGAAGGAUAUUAUCUUUGUGAUUGAUGGAUCUGAAGGUGUUGGUAGAGAUUUUCCCAUCAUCCAGGAAUUUGUUCGUGGAGUUGUAGAAAACCUAAAUAUAGGUGAAAACAGUAUUCGAGUAAGUGUAGUGCAGUAUGGAGACACCCCUCAAGUGGAUUUCUAUCUCAAUUCCCACAAGACCAAAGAGGGUCUCUUAAAUGCAAUCAAGGAACUCAGACAGCAUGGAGGUAGAAAGCGUAACCUUGGUAACGCCAUAGAUUUUGUCCGUCUUAAUGUUCUGGAUUCAGUUCGUGGGAGCAGGAAACAGGAGGGUGUCCCACAGUUUCUCAUAGUAAUCUCAGGAGGAAAAUCAACAGAUAAUGUAGGAACAUCAGUAAAUACAAUGAAAGAGUUAGGAAUUGUGCCUUUCAGUAUAGGGACAAGAGACAUUGGCCUUCAAGAGCUGCAGGUGGUCUCCUAUGUGCCCACAUUUACUUACUUAGUGGAUGAUUUGCCUGGCCUUCACACUGUCAAAGAUCAAUUCAUCACUACCCUGACAGAGUUGUCUGAUGAACAACUGAAGAUAAUGAAACCUGUUUAUCCCACAGUACCAGCAAUAUCAACUGGAGAAAAAAAAGACGUGGUCUUCCUCAUUGAUGGAACAACUAUGAUGCAGAGAGAUUUCCCUGCUAUUCAAGACAUGAUUCUGAACAUUGUGGAGAAGUUAGAUGUUGGGUUAAGCAAUGUGAGGAUUUCCGUAGUACAGUACAGUGAAGACCCUAAACUGGAGUUUCUCCUCAAUGAGCACUCAACCAAGGAAGAGGUUCGCCAGUCAGUGAGAAAAAUGAGAAGUAAAGGUGGCAGAAUACUUAAUACUGGCCAAGCACUGAGCUGGGUCUCAAGGAACAUCUACCAGAGAUCAGCUGGCAGCCGAAUUGAAGAGGGCGUGCCCCAGUUUCUCAUCUUAGUGACUGGAGGAAAAUCUAACGAUGAUGUAUCUGGUCCUGCUAACCAGCUGAAGUUGAGUUAUGUGGCUCCCAUGGCUGUUGGGUCAGAUAGUGCUGAUUCUGAGGAGCUGAAACAGAUUUCUUUAAGACCAGAACAGGCACACAUCAUUAGAAACUUCCAACAGAAACCAGGAGUGGAACAGCAACUUUUGGCUACAAUUAACACCAUGACUACUAAAGCUAUCGAAGAAGCUAUACACACUAUGGAUAUAGGACUGAAUCUCGGAAGAAAGGACAUUGUUUUCCUUAUUGAUGGUUCUGAUAGUGUUGGUCCAAAUGGAAUUGCUCACAUCCGUGACUUUAUCUUGAAGAUUGUCCAACAACUCAAUGUGCACCCUGAUCAAGUUCGUGUGUCUGUGGUACAGUAUGCAGAGAGACCUAAGACUGAGUUCUCACUUAGAACCCAUAGCAACAAGAAGGCAGUAAUUUCAUCUAUUAAGAGACUGCGUCAGAUGGGUGGUCGUGGUGGAAACUUAGCUGAGGCUAUUCAGUAUGUGGUUGAUAAUGAACUUAAGGAAUCUGCAGGAGCUCGGCUGGACAAGGCCUCUCAGCAUUUGGUGGUACUCACAGGUGGAAAGUCUACCUCUGAUGUCUCUCGUUAUGGAUCAGUUCUCAAAAAAUCUCAGGUAAAGUGUAUAGGAAUUGGUGCUGGGACAGCAGAUUCAAGGCAACUCAGAGAGAUUGCAACCACACCAGAUGAUGUUUUCCAAGUGUCAACUUUCCCAGCACUGCCAAAUAUAGAGAACCAAUUUAUUGCGAGACUCAGUGGAACAGUGGUGAUUACAACCACUGUACCCCCCACACCUUCUGGUCCAAAGGAUAAAGUUGCCGAUAUUGUUUUUUUGGUUGACGGUUCAAUAAACCUUGGGAAGAGUAAUUUCCUAGUGACCAUGGAGUUUAUCAGAGAGCUUAUUGACCUCUUUGUCACAGAGAGUGACGACCUUCAGAUUGGUCUGGCACACUAUGCCACAGAUGUGACAGAUGUUUUCUACUUUAAUACAUAUAACAACAAGGAUGACAUUUUGGAGGCUAUCAGCAGAACUGAGUACAAGGGUGGCUGGAAAAUUAAUACAGGCAAUGCCAUUAGGCAUAUUCAGCAAACACACUUUGUGAAGGAGAAAGGUAGUCGGAAGGAUGAGGGAGUCCCUCAGAUCCUGAUGUUGGUGACGGGUGGACGUUCACAAGAUGAUGGUAAAUCGGCAGCACUGGCCCUUAAAAAUGCAGGUGUACGUAUCUAUGCCAUUGGUGUGGGUGACCUUGAGAAUGAGCUCAAUGAUUUGGGCAGUGAAACCACCACUGUGGCUCGGGCCAGUACCUUCCAAGAGCUUUCUGAGCUGAAUGAGCGGAUUUUAGACACACUUGUAGAUGAUGUCAUGGGAAAACUCUGUACAGGAGAUAAAACUGCAAUAAAGGCGUGCAACUUGGACGUUCUUGUGGGCUUCGAUGUGUCUGCUCAGAACAUCUUUGCGGCUCAGAGAUCAUUGGAGUCCAAGAUGGCUGCCAUUUUGCAGCGAAUUACCCAAAUGCAGGCCAUUAGCUGCUCUUCUGGUCAAGUUCCAUCAGUACAGGUGGGAAUAUCAGCAUUGGACUCUGCACUGGAGCCUGUUCAUCUGGACUUUACCGAUAGCUACACCAAGCUCAUUGAGUCCUUCAGGACUCUGCACAGCCGUGGACCCUUCAUCUUGAAUGGAAAAACUAUUGAUGCAUAUAGUGCAAGGUUCAAGGACCGUCCUUCAGACAGAGUUAAGGUUGUAAUUCACCUCACGGAUGGAUUGGAUGCCCAAUAUAAUGUAAUGAAAGAGCGAGUAGAGCAGAUGCGGAUUAUGGGAGUCAAUGCUUUCAUCUUGGUUGCCCUUGAGAGGGUACCACUCUUUGAGAAUGCAGUGUUACUGGAAUUUGGACGGGGUUUUAGGUCCAAACCUCUGCGUGUGAAUGUGAUGGACUUGGACUAUGAACUGCUGGAGGAAUUGGACAAUAUUGCCGAAAUGGAGUGCUGCUCAGUCCCAUGCAAAUGCACUGGCCAGAGAGGCUACAGAGGAGCUGUUGGUCUUACAGGAACAAAGGGAUUACCCGGAAGCCAGGGCUACAGAGGACAUCCUGGUGAUGAAGGUGGACCGGGAGAAAGAGGUCCUCCAGGUGUGAAUGGAACUCAAGGUUUUCAAGGAUGCCCAGGCCCAAGAGGCACAAAGGGUGCACAUGGAUACAAUGGUGAAAAGGGAGAACUUGGAGAGAUUGGUUUAGAUGGCAUCAAUGGGGAAGAGGGCACAGGUGGAGUUGUUGGACCACCAGGUGACAGGGGCAAUCCUGGGCAAAGGGGUCCUAAAGGUGCCAAAGGUCAGGCAGGAGAUAUCGGCCAGACUGGCAUCCGUGGAGAUCCAGGCAUUACAGGAAAGGACAAUAACCAAAGAGGACCAAAAGGAGAUCCAGGCGAUGCUGGGCCACCGGGUGAGCCUGGAGAAGACGGUAGGAAAGGAGGUGCAGGAGAAGCAGGGAGACGGGGCACCGAUGGUAGAAGAGGUCCACCUGGACAAGCUGGUCCUGCUGGAAAGCCUGGUGCAGAUGGUGUCGCAGGGGAGCUUGGAAUUGGAGGGCCAAGAGGUCCCAGCGGACCAGGUGGAACACCAGGAGCCAGAGGAGAGGAUGGUAAUCCAGGACCAAGGGGCCCUGGUGGAGCCCAAGGACCACCUGGGGAAAAGGGCCGACGAGGUGUUGUUGGUCGGAAGGGUGAACCAGGAGACCCAGGACCUAAAGGUUCUACAGGACCACUUGGACCCCGAGGAGAACCGGGAGAUGAUGGGCGAGAUGGCUUUGGAAUAUCUGGUCCUAAGGGAAGAAAGGGUGAUGAAGGUUUCCCUGGAUAUCCGGGUUCAAAGGGGGCAGCUGGUGAGCCUGGAACCAACGGAGGAGCUGGACCCAAAGGAAACAGUGGCCAGAGAGGUGUUGCAGGUGGUGUUGGUGAGAUUGGACAGAAGGGAGAGGUUGGCUAUCCUGGGCCUUAUGGCCCAAAGGGACCCAGAGGGCCAGGCGAAUCAUCUUGUGCUUUGGUCAAGAAAAUCAGAGAUAACUGCCCAUGCUGCUAUGGUAAGUGAACCAUUCUUUUAUUUAA
Messenger RNA from Ictalurus punctatus (channel catfish), 21240 nucleotides. It is a transcript of the gene col6a3, whose product is annotated as collagen, type VI, alpha 3. The transcript has 59 exons. NCBI's taxonomy places the organism in Eukaryota, Metazoa, Chordata, Actinopteri, Siluriformes, Ictaluridae. The coding region runs from base 320 to 21223 and encodes 6967 amino acids. The record is from RefSeq and is a predicted model, not a curated record.